Bacidia gigantensis is the source of this 447-nucleotide messenger RNA. RefSeq lists its product as uncharacterized. NCBI's taxonomy places the organism in Eukaryota, Fungi, Ascomycota, Lecanoromycetes, Lecanorales, Ramalinaceae. Bases 1 to 447 code for a protein of 148 amino acids. The transcript is spliced from 2 exons. The record is from RefSeq and is a predicted model, not a curated record.
AUGAGCGACCGCAACGCCAACCAGGGCAUGCGAGAUAUGAACGCCCCCACCCCCGAGCAAAGCAUACCGCCACAACAACAGCGUAGCCAGGACAGAAACGCUCAGGACCGAAGUCAACCCUCCUCACCAGGCGCACCAAAAGCGAUGAACAACCAAAGACAGGGAGGGGGCCGAAGCUCAGGCAGUCAGGCCGGCAUGGCUCGCAAGACAAAAGCCUUGGGGGGUAAGGGGGGCAAGAAAGGUACGGGUACAGCGACGGCGACACUAAGCAGCGAGAUCUUGCUCUCGACGCUCGUGCAGCAGAAACCCAUGCCGCGGGUCACGGGCAAGAAGCCUGGGGAGGCGAAGGUGAUGUUUGAAGGCGGCUGUGGGGAAGGAGGGGGGCUGGAGGGGCAUAUGGGUGAGAUGUUGGGGCAUGGAAGGGGGUUGGUGAAGAUGAUUGUUUGA